GCAAGUUCUCGCUUUCAUUCUGUUUCAACUGAUGAUAAAUAUCGUCGUUUUCGUAGUCGAAGGAAAUUCUCAAUCUUUGCGUUCAGCAUAUUUUCUAACACAAGAAAACAAACGACUGCCGGAUCACGUUGUGAAGCGUUUCAAGUCUUCCAGUUUAAUUUCGUGCAGUCAGUCAUGUUUACAAAACGCUUGGUGUACUUCUGCAAACUUUGUGAUGUCUUCAAAGAAUGGCAAAGGAACUUGUGAACUGAACAAACACGAGAGGUCUCUCUUCGACGUAAACAGCAAUCUUCAUGAUCAGCAAGGUGUUAUUUUCACAAUGAUCCUGAAGGAGAACCUGCCGUACGACAGUGAAACUACUAAACCUCCAAGACGAAAAAAAGAUUUCACCGCAAAAUUUACUUGUCGAGACUCCAUGGAACUGUUUGUUGAUGGGAUAAGCCUAGGAAAAGACAACGGGGGAUGGAGGACGGCCACAGAUUUCGUCAUACCAGGCAAUACCAAAAUUAUUGCAGUGGAAGCGAAGAGCUCUCAUUAUCAUCCAGGGAUACUCGGUUCCUUCAGCAAUGGACUGGUAACUAACUCGAACUGGAAAUGCAGCGAACGCUCUCAUCUCAGAUGGAAUUCACCUGAUUUUGAUGACAGCAGUUGGCCAGCGGCAUGGGAAGUUCAAAGACACGGUGAUGGGCCUGGGGGAUACAUAGCUGGUAUCGACCGGACCGCGAAGUGGAUAUGGACAUUUAGACAGAGACUUGGUAGCUGUUAUUGCAGACUAAAUCUGCAGUAAAUCCCUCAUUAAAAAUUAGAGGUCAAGGGUACAUGCCGUUAUUUUCAUAAAUGUUUAUUUCACGGCCAUUGUUAUAUAGCUGAAAUUUUACCUCAACAGCGCGCACUCGCAUUGACUUCGUCAGGGUCACAUGACAUCUAACAAAAAUCUGUUUCCCGCCAAAAGUCUCUGAGCGGGUAUAACUUACAAAAUUUAUGCCGCUAAAUAACAACAAACAACAACAACAUCUUAUCUUUAUUUCUCAAUAUUAUAACAUGAUUAAUUAGUUUAUCUAAUAUAUAUGUAUAGCAUAUUUUAGAUGAGCUAGGUAACUGUGAUAAUCUUGUUUGAAUGGGACUAGUGGAAGCUACAUGAACAGUUAGGUUUUCGAGCAGUGCCAAUCGUGGUAAGUGUUCAGCGGAGGGGCCCGGGGGACCCGAGCCCCCUCCCCCCUAUUUUGGGUAAAAAAGGAUAAAUAACAGAAGGAGGAAAAGCCAGCAGGGCAAUCAAAACAAAACCGCCUCCCCUUUAGUUCAAGGGCUGGAUCCGCCAUCGGUGUUGACCGACCAUUGCUACUUUUACAUAUAUUGGAGCUACUAAUUCAUGACUUAAAGAAGACGUCCUUUUUUUCCUGUCAGAAGCAUAGGCUUACUCCGAGAAAUAAUCCCAAACUCCUCUCAAGCUAGGUGUCGAACAGAAGCCCUUUUGUUGAGCAUGCUAUAUAACAAAUCAGAUAAUUUCGCUCGUUUCCUCUCGAAUGUCAAUGUUCUUAGCAAACAAAACUAAUUGUUACCCUCGGCACCAGUCAAAGGAAAGAAUAUCAUUAUAUUGAGUACAAAAUGAAUUCGUGUCAAUAUCUCUUCUUUCAGUCUUGUCACCCGCAGAGUACAAAAUUACUCAGUUGAAUUGUUAAAUGUAACAUCUGUUAAAUGAACCAAACGAAUAAGUCAAAUCACGAUUUAGUGAAUUUAAGCCUGAUGUUGUUCACAGAUCUCAAGAAGGUUAACUGCUACGAAUACAGGGUUUUUCAAAUAUUUGGAGCGCGAAGCCUUGCGCUGAAUUUUUUAACUAGAACUAUACAUUAAACGGGCAAAUUUGAUGGCGAACUCAGAUAUAAAACUUCCUACCUUUCUUGAAGAAAAUGCAUGCAUGUUAAAUUGAACUGAUUAGCAAUCAGAUAAAAUACAAUGUUAUUCGACUGACAAAAUUACUUCAUUGUGAUUGGCUGUGAGUAGGCCAGUUUAAUCGUUAAUAAUUAUUUCGCUCUGUAGUGUAAAUUAACGCUCGCGCGUUCGUAAUUUUCCUAGUCAUAUAAUGAGUAAUCGUAUGAAA
Molecule: messenger RNA, 2098 nt
Organism: Orbicella faveolata
Lineage: Eukaryota; Metazoa; Cnidaria; Anthozoa; Scleractinia; Merulinidae
Source: RefSeq, a predicted model, not a curated record